AUGAUCAUCAUCAUCGGAGGCGGCAUCUCCGGCAUGGCGAUGGCCUGCCAGCUCAAACGCCAGUUCAAUCUGGACGAGUACACCAUCUACGACCGUCAACCGGCUCUUGGAGGCUGCUGGAUGGCCAAUCAAUACCCUGGCUGCGCAGUAGAUGUCCCUGGAUGCACAUAUACCCUCUCGUUCGCCCCCCAACCGACCUUCAGCAAGAUGUUCCCCUCCCAGCCCGAGAUCCUGGACUAUCUGACCCGCGUGGCGAGACAAUACGGCGUGGAUAGGCAUUUCCGGGGAUCGACAGAAUGGAAGGGCGCCUGCUGGCAUGAGAAGACCCAGAGCUGGACUGUCGAACUGCAGGAUCUACAAACGGGCAAGCUCUUUACUCGGGAAUGUUCCAUUCUCAUCUCUGCCGUUGGGGGGAUCGUCAAUCCGAAUACAUUGAAUGUCAAAGGGGUGGAUAGCUUUCAAGGAGAGAUCCUCCAUACCGCUCGCUGGAGGGAUAUCGAUUUACGGGAUAAGAAUGUCGCCGUGAUCGGGAAUGGAGCUUCUGCCCUGCAGCUUGUCCCGGCGAUUCUCAAACAGACCAAUUCCGUCACACAAUUUAUGCGGACCCCCCAUCAUGUUGUUCCUGCAAAGAACUACGACAUCCCCCCGACAUUGCAACUCCUGCUGCGGAUUCCGCUGGUGUGGUACAUUGUGCGACUCUUCAUGCUGCUCUACCUCGAGCGAGGCUUCUUCCAGUUCCGCUCUGAAGCCGGCAAGGCCAGACGCGCAGCCUCGGAGAAAGAGAGCAGGGAAUAUGUUGAGAAAAUGGCUCCUGCUCGAUACUUGGAUCUGCUCAUUCCAAAAUAUGAAUUCGGCUGCAAGAGACGGGUUUUUGAUCGAGACUAUCUGUCUGCACUGCACGAUGAGAAGAUGACGCUGACGAACGACCCGAUUGUCGAAAUCACAUCCUCAUCCAUCAUUACAAAGUCAACAGAAGUUCCAGUGGACGUAAUCAUCCUUGCCAAUGGUUUCGCCUUGACACACUACGAUACACCCGUCCAGGGCCGCCUGCAAAGCAGAGAACAACAUUGGGCGGGAUACGGGCAUAAGGCGACAUACAAGACCGUCGCUAUGAGUGGGUUUCCUAAUUUCUUCUACCUGCUCGGCCCGAACUCAGGCAGACUCUAUACUUCUACCGUCCAGAUUAUUGAAAGGUGA
This is a messenger RNA of Penicilliopsis zonata CBS 506.65, 1197 nucleotides long. RefSeq lists its product as hypothetical. Bases 1 to 1197 code for a protein of 398 amino acids. Lineage: Eukaryota; Fungi; Ascomycota; Eurotiomycetes; Eurotiales; Aspergillaceae. The transcript is spliced from 6 exons. The record is from RefSeq and is a predicted model, not a curated record.